AUGGACUGGAAGUCGAUCGACCGACGCCCGCUCCCGAGCCGUCAGACAUCCCCGCCACGGCGAAGUAUCGCAAGUAUCGCACGACGAUGGGUGGUUGCUGCUCUCGUUGCGGUGACUUAUUUUUGGUUCGUGGCUCUUAGGCCUCCUCUUAGCCAUCCGGUGGUCGUGGAGGCGUCAGUGUUCAACUGGGAGGACACUCCCUCAUCGGAGUCGCUGCAGUACCACGACUGCGGUGAUGGGUUCCAAUGUGCUCGGCUGGAGGUGCCGAUGGACUACAACCGCACCGAUAGCGAGAGUCGAAAAUUCACUUUAGCUGUUGUUCGAUUACCAGCGAAAGUGCCCGUUGGAGACCCCCGCUACGGAGGCGCCGUCCUGAUCAACCCAGGUGGCCCUGGUGGCCCUGGAACUUUGCAGGCCUUUCUGUCUGGUCGCAACUUGCAGACAAUUGUGGAUGCAGAGACUGAUCCUAUUUUCCCUGCACCUGAAAACACCGAUAAGUAUUUUGACAUUAUUGGAUUCGAUCCUCGCGGUGUUGGCUCCACGACGCCGGCAGUGACCUGCUUUCCAGAUCAUGUUUCGCAGCGAAACUGGGAGUUGCAGGUCGCGGCGGAAGGCAUGCUUGGAAGCGGCCCGGAUGCUCUGCUCAGAAACUGGCAGCGCACCCAGGCACUGAACUCCGGAUGUUCGGUCUGGGAGAUGACAAACUUGUACCACGGAAAUGAUUCCAUGAUGGAGUAUGUUAGCACUCCCUUGGUCGCACGAGACAUGAUCACAAUCAUUGAGCGCCACGGCGAAUGGCGUGAGAAAGAGGGCCUCAAGGCACAGGUUGCCUACGAUCAGAGUCAUGGCCCCGAUGAAUCGCGUGCGAUCUUGAGACGUACGCAAUGGUUCGUCAAUCAAGAGCCGCUCUUGUACUGGGGCAGGUCAUAUGGCACUGUUCUCGGCACAACCUUCGCAGCCCUCUUUCCCGAUCGGGUCCAACGGGUUGUUCUUGAUGGCGUUGUCAACAUGGACAAGUACUAUGGAGGCAGAGGUGAAAAUCCGGUAGUGGAUGCCGAUGAAAUCUUCCGCCGAUUCGGUCAAUACUGUGCCGCCGUUGGGCCCAAUGACUGUCCUUUCUUUGCCGAAGGAGGGCCGGAAGCCAUUCUGGAUGCUUACUGGACACUUGAGGAUCAGGUUUUGAACAUGUCAAUUCCGGUGAUGGCAUCGACCACUCGAGGACCCGAGGUCGUGACGUGGACAGAUAUGAAAGCGAUUCUCCGCGUGGCGGUUUAUCAACCUUUGCUUGCGUUCCAUGUUCUGGCAUACCAUAUGGGCGAGCUGGCGAAGGGGAAUCCUGUGACGAUGGCAGAUUUCAAGCACCGCGGUCAUUUUGCGGCUUGUCCAUCCAGUGAAUGCAGUAUCGCCGGUCCGUGGUCGGCCGAAUGCUCGCGCGGACAGGAUAAUAGUCUCUACGCGAGCGCCGCUAUUCUCUGCACUGAUGCUGAAUACAUGGCCCAGUUGGGUAUAGAGGAGUUUCAGGACACGUGGAAUAGACUCAAGACCGACAGUGCGGCGCUCGGGGAUUACUGGGCCCAGAUUCAGCUGUCCUGUAUUGGUUGGAAAGCCAAGGCUAAAUAUAAGUUCACAGGCCCCUGGGGUGGCGUUACUGCCCAUCCGAUGUUGUUUGUAUCGAAUACCCUCGAUCCAGUGACACCUCUGAACAGUGCACAGCAUAUGUCGCAGCAAUUUCCUGGUUCCGGAUUGCUCCAACAGGACUCCGAAGGGCACACCACCGUUGCCGCACCGUCGGUAUGCACUGCCAAAUCCAUUCGCAACUACUUCCAGACCGGCCAUCUUCCUGAAGCCGGUAUUCUCUGCGAAGCGGAUCUGAAGCCGCUGGUCGGCGCACCUCAUAAAUCUACGACCCUUCGUCACAACGUGGAUGCUGCCGACAGCAGGCUCUUCGAUGCUCUGAUGGCAGAGACCAACUUAGGUCAUUGGUCCGGUCUUCCCUUAUAG
This is a messenger RNA of Penicillium cinerascens, 2001 nucleotides long. RefSeq names its product alpha/beta hydrolase. The record is from RefSeq and is a predicted model, not a curated record. The coding region runs from base 1 to 2001 and encodes 666 amino acids. Lineage: Eukaryota; Fungi; Ascomycota; Eurotiomycetes; Eurotiales; Aspergillaceae. The transcript has 5 exons.